Molecule: messenger RNA, 743 nt
Organism: Vigna radiata var. radiata (mung bean)
Lineage: Eukaryota; Viridiplantae; Streptophyta; Magnoliopsida; Fabales; Fabaceae
Exons: 1
Coding region: 16-522 (168 amino acids)
Source: RefSeq, a predicted model, not a curated record
UUGGAGUGGCUGAGAAUGGGGGCUUGUUUUUCUUGUGACUCAUCCUCCAUAUUGAAGCAUAUCCGUGUGGUUCAUAUGAAUGGUUAUGUGGAGGAUUUUGAGCAACCCAUUUCAGUGAGGCAAGUGAUUGGGCACCCCUCAAAACACUUUCUUUGCACUUCCACCCAGCUUCUUUCCGCUUCCUCAAAAUCAAUGACCGGAGAAACACACCUCCAACCUGGGCAAGUGUAUUUCAUGCUGCCAUACUCAGUACUACAAGCUGAUGUUUCUCCAGUGGACCUGGCUGCCCUUGUAAAGAGACUCAGCGCAGUAGCCAAAGCAACAAGUCCUUUGUCUACCCAAAAUCAAACACUUUCGUCUUCACCUUCUACGACUCCUAUCAGAGAGCAAUAUGGUGUUGGUAAGAUGAACCUUGGUGUAAGAAGCCCUUGCAAAAUACAACCAUGGAAACCUGUCUUGGACACCAUAUCAGAGAAGCCAUAUCAUAGGAGGAGUGAAUCGGAUUGGCAAGAAAGUUAUUGAUAUGCAGAGUGGUGUGUUUUGAUCAUUAAAAACAUGAGAAGGAUGUUUCAGUUUGCUGAAACUUUCGUGUUGGGGGGAAUUGGACUUGCAUAAUGUAUUUUAGAGUUUUUUUUUUUAUCUGAUUCUCCUAAGUUGUACUUACGAAUGUCCUGGAGGACAUGUUAUUUAUCGAGCACCACCGGAUAUUGUAAAUUUCUAAUCGAGAUUGUGUUUAAGCUAAA